AUGCAGUGAAAGUUACGAAAUUUGAAGAGAUGUCUUUUGAAGAAACGAUGAGCGUUGGGGGAAGUGAUGAAGUGAGGGCGUUGGAGUAUGGUGACGUGAGUAUGACCAAUGAGUCAUCUGACUCAGAAAGGACAAAGGAGGGGGUAGGAAGAAGUGAGAUGACUAAGGUUGAGGGAGAUAGGGUUCCUAUAACCGUAGUAGAAGUGGAGGGUAGGAAUGAAAGAUGUUAUGAUGUUGACGCAGAUAUUGUGUUUGAGGUAAGCCAAUAUGAGUUUGAAUUCGGAACAAGGGAUAGCCUAGGUUAUUUAAUUGAAAGUUAUGAAAUUUCUUCCCGAAUUCUGAUUAGGCCUGCUAGGGUAGAGAAGAGGGCAUGUUCUGCACCUUGGGAUCAUUGGAUGCCCAUGUAUGCUCAUUAUUUGGCAACUGAACUUAGGUUUCCAAUUCCUGAGCUGCUAGUGGGGUUAUUAUUAGAUUAUAGCAUAGGGUUGACACAAUUAGCCCCCAAUACUAUGAGGGGGGGUAGUAGAAAGGACAAGGGGUGGUAUUAUUUCACCCCUAAAGUGUCGAAUAAGGAGAGUAGGAGUUUAUUUACAACGAGUCCUUCAUCCAUUAAAGGAUGGAAAGAGAAAUUUUUCUUUGUGGAUGACACUGAGUGGGAGAGGGGGGAUGCGGAGGUAGAGCUAUUGUCAUCUUGGAAGGCUAAGAAAGCCAACCAAAAUAAAUAUAGUUUAAAUAAGGAUGAGGAGGAAGAGGUGGGGAAGUUGGUGAGGGAGAGGGGUAAUUUAGUAAAUAUAAUGUACCUCACCAGCGCGAAUUGUAUAAAGGCUACUGAGCUCUAUGGGCCAAGUGCUUUGAGUGAAGGGAAGGAGUUAGUGCCUAGCACCUCAACUAGAGUUCAGGAGGUGGGGCCUAGGCCGGAGCUGAAGAGGAAAGGUAGUGAGGAGUCGGGAGCACUACAGAAAAAGAAGAAAGUGGUGGAGCAGGAGGUUGGGGGGAACGAGAUUCUACAGUUCAUACUUCGGCCUCCUCCUGUUGAGCUCGAUCCUGAGCUCAAGGAGUCUGAGGUUGAGGGGGCUAAGGUAAGGGACCCUGGUAAAGGGAAAGGCCUCGUUCCCCCUUUGUCCUUUCAAAGCAGCCUCUUUGAUGCGAAAAACGCAACAAGGGCAAGAAGGUUUAUUAAUGCAACCUUCCCCGAAGUGGACAAGCAUCAAGCUAGGGAAGAGGUGCUGAGGUACGCUGGGGCGACUGUGGCGAAGCACACUCUGGAGGCAAACCGGGGGAAAGCCCAAACCCAAAAAGUUGGGGAAAAGGAAGAAGCAUACUACCCUCCAAAAAAAGCAGGAGGAACAGCAGAAAAAAAAGAACGACCAGGAAAAGAAGAAGAAGAACAACAAGCAGGAGGUGCAGGAGGAGGUACCAACAGUAAAGAAGCAGAAGCAGGAAAAGAAGGAUCCGAGGACUAAGAACCUCAUGGAAGAAAAAAAAAAAAAAAAC
This is a messenger RNA of Rubroshorea leprosula, 1494 nucleotides long. The record is from the annotation of a GenBank genome assembly. Lineage: Eukaryota; Viridiplantae; Streptophyta; Magnoliopsida; Malvales; Dipterocarpaceae.